Messenger RNA from Alternaria novae-zelandiae, 354 nucleotides. RefSeq lists its product as uncharacterized. Bases 1 to 354 code for a protein of 117 amino acids. The record is from RefSeq and is a predicted model, not a curated record. NCBI's taxonomy places the organism in Eukaryota, Fungi, Ascomycota, Dothideomycetes, Pleosporales, Pleosporaceae. The transcript is spliced from 3 exons.
AUGAGACGCAUGCAUUCAGAUGAGACAGAGCGGCCAUCCUCAGCACAGCGCACAAAAGACGAGGUCGACGACGAAGCAGAUGCUGCCGCUGAACAACAGUCAGAAGACGAAGAGAGUGACCCUGCAGAAAAAAUUGUCGAUUUUGAUUGGGAAGACCUAGAGGCGCGGUACCACGAUGCCAUGAAGACAUGCCACAACCAAGAGGACCUACUAAUGCAAGAGCUUCGCACACGCUCUACAUACGUUCAGCACGAAGAAGCGGAACUGGAGCAAAAGCGGAAUCAUUACAUCAAUGUAGUCAAAGCCUUCGAGAGUGCGCUCAACCUCCUCAAAGCCAGUGGCCUUGGUCGUUGA